Messenger RNA from Alternaria atra, 1269 nucleotides. RefSeq lists its product as uncharacterized. The transcript has 3 exons. Gene Ontology annotation, cellular component: plasma membrane. Gene Ontology annotation, molecular function: sulfite transmembrane transporter activity. Gene Ontology annotation, biological process: transmembrane transport; sulfite transmembrane transport. The record is from RefSeq and is a predicted model, not a curated record. The coding region runs from base 1 to 1269 and encodes 422 amino acids. NCBI's taxonomy places the organism in Eukaryota, Fungi, Ascomycota, Dothideomycetes, Pleosporales, Pleosporaceae.
AUGUCGAUCAACGGGCGGAGUAGCUCGCAACAACAGCACCAACGAGAUGGCAUCGCACCGAAACGUGAGCCAGGAUGGUCAAUUGCGAUCAAAAACUUCAAUCCACAAUGGUUUACCGUAUCAAUGGACACAGGCAUUCUGUCCAUAAUAAUGAACCUCCUGCCCUGGCAAUUUCGCGGUCUAGGCGUCCUCGCAACGAUAAUGUUCGUCUUCAAUAUCGUCCUCUUCACGGUCUUCGCUCUCAUCUCGCUGUUGCGCCUCACGAAAUUCCCACGCCACGUCAAGAUGCAGACACUCACCCACGAAGAAGAACUCUCGUUCCUCGGCGCGCCAGCCAUCGCAUACUUGACACUGGUAGCGCAGGUAACACUCACGUGCUCCACAGCAUGGGGAUACGGCUGGACUGUCUUCGCGUACGUACUGUGGUGGAUAGGCCUGGUAUGGACAGUGACGCUGUGUAGCUUCCAGGUCAUAGUGCUUGCGAAGCGGGACAUAACCGUUGAUCGUAAACUCAGUCCUGCGAUUCUGCUUCCGCUCAUCUCCGUCAUGACGCUUGGUACGACGGGCGGUUUGAUCACGAAUUACUCUGUUGGGUUGAGUGCCAGCAUGGCCGUUCCUGUUAUUGUUACAGGAUACAUGUGCAUCGGCUACGCUUUCUUCCUCUCGCUUCUCUACUACGCGUUCAUUGCUCAUAAACUUAUCGCUGUCGGCCUGCCCCCGCCGAUGAAGAUCCCCAGUCUGGUCAUUACGGUGGGUCCUGUUGGACAAUUUGCUACGGCGAUUCAAGUCUUGAGCACGGCGGCGAGUACGAGAGGCAUGUUUGGUAGCUAUAACCAAGGGACGUGGCUACAAGCUAGUGCAGCGAGUAGUGUGAGUGCGGCUGCGACGUUGAUUGCGUUGUUAUCAUUGGGCUUUGGUUUCUUGUGGAUCACGGUGUCAUGGUAUAUCGUGGUUGAGGCUCUCAUCAAGAGGCAGCUGCCGUUUAGUUUGACAUGGUGGAGUCUUAUCUUCCCAAUGGGUGUCUUCACGACUGGCCUCCUCAACCUUUCGAUAUCGCUCAAUUCGACUGCCUUCCGCGGCUUCACUACAGCCCUUCUCAUAUUCAUGUUGAUCAUCUACUUUGUCAACUGGGGUGGCACGUUGUACCGGAUCUAUACCAAGCAGGCAUUGGGAGUGCCUCAACAGCGAGAGGAAGAAGACGAACAAGCCAAAGAGAAAAAGGAGACGAUGGACCGAUACGUUGUGAGAAAUGGAGGCCACAACGCGUAG